UUUAUUUUUAGAAAAUAAUAUGGAACUUUGAUAUAGUAAAAUGAUAUGUAACAGCAGUGAAGUUGAAAUUCUUUUUAAUAAGUCUCUUAAUAUUAAUAUUAAGGAUGGCUCUUUAUGCAGAAAAAUUCGGCUGUUUAUUACUGUAGAAAAUGCUAUUGUGAAUACUCCUGCACUGAGAAAGGAGCUUAUUAUUCGAUUAACAGAUGAAUGUGAUCCAUUUUUCUUGUACAGUCUUGUUUUAAAUGAUGAUGACUUUCAAAGUCUUAAAAAUCAGCAGGGAUUACUAGUUGAUUUUCCUGCAUUUCCACAAAAAUUCAUUGAUCUUUUAGAAUUAUGUCAAAAGGAAGAACUUAACGAAGUACCUAGAUUUCUUUUGAAUUUAACCCUACCAAGUAAAUCUAUAUUGGAUUUAAAUCCAGCUCAUCUUGAAGUUGUAGAAACAAAUCCUUUCAAGCAUUUAAUUCAUCUUUCUUUAAAAGUUCUGCCUGCUUCAGAUAAUGAUAUAAAAAAAUAUCUUGGAACAUGUCUAAAGACAUUAAAGGAGGCAAAAGAAAAGUUAGAAAUAAGAUUGCAGACUGUAGAAGCAGACUUACAGCAGAGACUUUUACAUGCUCAAGAAUUGCUAACUAUAAGAAAUAAUGAAUAUGAAAAAAUAAGAACAGAAUUUAAAGUUGAUCUAAGGUCUAGAGAAAAUAAACAUAGUGAAGAAUUAUCUUUAGAAAGAGAAAAAUUUAAAAAAAUUCAUCGUGAAGCAGAAAAUAAAUGGGAAAAUGAAAGAAAAGAAUUAGAACAAAGUCAUCAACUCAAAAUUCAUCAACUUGAAGGCCGGAUUGUUUGCUUAGAUUCACUAAACAGAGAAUUACAAGAAAAGCAAUAUAAACUAGAUGCCUCGAAUCGUGAAUUACGAAAUAGAGUCGCUGCUCUUCAAGAAGAAAUUCAUCAGACACAUCAGAAACUACAAAAUAUAACCAAAGAAAAUGCAAAUCUCGAUGCCGAAUGCCAGGAGCAAUCUAGAAUGAUCAGUCAUCUUAAAAGCAAACUAUCAUUAUCCGAGCAAGAAUUUAAAAAUUUAGAAGAUAAUACCAAAAGAUUACAAGAUCAAUUAACUAAUGAGAAUGAACAAAAGAAAAAGUUAGAAGAAAAUUGUGAUAAGAAACAACUACAAAUAAAUAAGCAGUCGGUUUCAAUUAAAUCAUUGUCUGAUGAUUUGAUGAAAGGAAAUGAAAUUAUUCGCAAAUUGCAAGCUGAAAUGCACAGUAUCCAUGCAAAACUCAAAAUAAAAGAUAAAAUAACUAUAAAACAAGAAGAAGUAUUAACUGUAAAGGAAGAAGAACUCAAAAAGUUGAAAGAAGAAUUAGAAAAUAUUAAAGAUAAUCUGAAAGAAAAAGAAUUAGAGAAUUCAAAACUGACAACAAAUUUAGAUGAAAUAAAACAGAAGUUAGAAGAUGCUCAGAAGCAAUAUAAAACAAGUGAAAAUAUUAUCAAGUGGCUUAAUAAACAAUUAAAUGAAAAACAAAAUGUAACACAGCAAUCUGCAAUGAAUACUGAUAUUGUCAGUACAUCUGACACCUUAAGACAGAAUAUCUAUCAACCAGCAGUUACUUCUGUUAGGUCGCAUAUUUCAGUACCUAGUGUAAAUACUAAUUUAUUGACUUCAAACUUAAUUAAAUCUACAAAUAUUCCAAGCUAUUCACAGGGUCAUUAUGGAACUCAAAGAAUGAUUAAUCCUAAUUUAAAAUUACAUAAUACUGACAAUUUCGCAACAAGAUUGCAUACAGUUGGAGCUAGACAUCCAUUACCUUCUUAUUAUUUUCAAAGACAAAGAGACGACAUCCUAUCCACAAAAGCAAAAGAAGAUAUUCAGACAACUCAGGCCUCAAAAAUCACAGAGAUAACAAUAGAAGAAGAAUCUCCACAACCAAGUCCUCCACCCACUUGCCUUCCAUCACAGUUAAAAACCACUAGCUGAAUAGAGCAUUUUCAUGUUAUGUACAGAAAAUUAUUUUGUUUUAUUCCAUAUUUGUUAACAUUAUUUUUGUAAUAGUAGGAAGAUAAUGAAAUACAUAUGUAUAUAUAUAUAAUAUAAUAUACUGUGAUA
Centruroides sculpturatus (bark scorpion) is the source of this 2098-nucleotide messenger RNA. RefSeq names its product spindle assembly abnormal protein 6 homolog. Lineage: Eukaryota; Metazoa; Arthropoda; Arachnida; Scorpiones; Buthidae. The coding region runs from base 41 to 1969 and encodes 642 amino acids. Gene Ontology annotation, cellular component: centriole; centrosome. Gene Ontology annotation, biological process: centriole replication. The transcript is spliced from 15 exons. The record is from RefSeq and is a predicted model, not a curated record.